Messenger RNA from Electrophorus electricus (electric eel), 8594 nucleotides. RefSeq names its product SRC kinase signaling inhibitor 1a (gene srcin1a). Gene Ontology annotation, cellular component: postsynaptic density; actin cytoskeleton; cytoplasm. The record is from RefSeq and is a predicted model, not a curated record. Gene Ontology annotation, biological process: regulation of dendritic spine morphogenesis. Lineage: Eukaryota; Metazoa; Chordata; Actinopteri; Gymnotiformes; Gymnotidae.
UCAACAUUGCUGGCUUGCUCUCUUUGACGUGCGUGCGCGCGCGCACACACACACACGCACACACACACACACGCACACGCUCACACUCGCUGACGCGCAGGCAGUGCUGAGCAGAGCCGAGAGGAGCAGCUAGAGAGAGAGACCAUCUCGCAUGCGAGCAGAGAGUGAGUGAUAGCGAGGACAACAGCGUGUGGAAAAGGGGUGUGAGAGAGAGAGAGAGAGAGAGAGAGAGAGAGAGAGAGAGACAAAGAAGAAGGAAGACCGAAGAAGAGCAGAGAACAGGAAACGUGGUCCACCCUCGGAGACGCUAUCGCACUGGUCUGGGGAGAAGCGCAGCAGAGGAAUAAGGACAGGAGGGAGGAGAGAAAAAAAGAGGUGGAUCAGGAAGCGCUCGGGCAACUCUCUCGUCGGCGGCGGAGCACAGAGACGGCAUCAUGGGAAAUGCACCCUCGCAAGCAAAAACUGUGCCCGGGGCCUGCUUUCCAAAGCAAGACCCGGAGCGUGGCGGCAGUCACCUGAUGUCCACAGAUGACCUGGAGUACCCGCGGGAGUACCGCACACUGGGCAGCGGGGGGCGCCGUUUCUCCAACGUGGGCCUGGUGCACACGAGUGAGCACAGGCACACGGUGCUGGCCGCCCAGAGCCUGGAGGCCCUGAGCAACCUGCACAAGGCGGAGGCUGAGCGCAAGCGUGACGCCUUCAUGGACCACCUGAAGAGCAAGUACCCACCACAGCACUCGCUCCCUCCCUCACCAUCCCUCUCCCAUAGCAGCAUGAGGGGAGGCUCAGAGAGGAGCGCGCGCGAGCAGCAACAGCCAAAUUACUGGAGUUUUAAGAGCCGGAGUCCGCGUCACUCCCAGUCCACCCAGUCUGGGCUGGCGGACCAGGCGUCCAAGCUCUCCUUCGCCUCGGCCGAGUCUCUGGAGACCAUGUCAGAGGCGGACAUGCCGCUCGCCUUCAACCGCAUGAAUCGCUUCCGCCAGAGUCUGCCGUUGUCCCGCUCAGCCAGCCAGAGCAAGCUCCGCUCGCCAGGUGUGCUCUUCCUCCAGUUCGGAGACGAGACCCGGCGCGUCCACAUCACCCACGAGCUGAGCAGCUUGGAGACGCUGCACGCGCUCAUUGCGCACAUGUUCCCGCAGAAGCUCACAGCCAGCAUGCUCAAGUCCCCUAACACGGCCAUCCUGAUCAAGGAUGAGGCCCGCAACGUCUUCUACGAGCUGGAGGACGUGCGGGACAUCCAGGACCGCAGCGUCAUCAAGAUUUACCGCAAGGAGCCCGUCUACGGAAGCUACGGAGCGGCUGCGCACCUGGCCAAUGGAGACCUGCGGAGAGAGAUGGUGUACACCUCCCACGAGUCUUCACCCACCCGCCGUCUGAACACGCUGCCCUCCUGCACCUCCACCUCCGGCGGCUCACCUGCCCGCACCCGCCUGUCCUACGCCGGCGGCCGCCCACCCUCCUUCUCGGGCCAGGGCCACGCCCACCCGCAGGGCUCCCAGCACGGACACCACGGCCCGGGCUCCGCCCUCACGGGCUCGCCCUCUGCCAUCCUGGAGCGGCGCGACGUCAAGCCCGACGAGGAUGUAGCAGGAAAGGGUGUGGUCCUGCUGAAGGCGGAGGGCCUGUACGCCGACCCCUACGGCCUGGUGCACGAGGGCCGGCUCAGUGUGGCCUCCUCGGGCGACCCGUUCGGGUUUCCGGCGCCGGCCGGCCUGUACCGGCGAGGAUCGGUGCGUUCCCUCAGUACCUACUCGGCGGCGGCGCUGCAGGCCGACUUGGAGGAGCCGCUCUACAAACCCGGGGCGGGGAUGUACUCGGACGGCUACGGUCCAGCCUCCACGCUGGCCUUCCGCCUCCCGCCCUCGUCCCCGCAGAAGGUUCCGGACGUGCAGCUACGCGACAGGGACUCGUACUCCAACACACCCAGCAGGGGCUCGCCCGUCCGGCAGAGCUUCCGCAAGGACUCGGCCUCCUCGUCCGUGUUUGUCGAGAGCCCCAAGUCCCGGCCGGGCUCCAGCUCCGAGCCACUGGGAGGUGACAUGGGAAGGGGCGCACCCGGGUUUGGGUCGGCGCUGGUGGGCAGUGAGACGGACACGAGCAGGGAUCGUAUGGAGGCGAUGGAGAAGCAAAUAGCCAGUCUCACUGGCCUGGUCCAGAGUGUUCUCACUAGAGCUCCAGAUAGUGACAGCACAUGCGGUCUGCUGCGUCUCUGCAUGAUGGCUGGCUGCCCUCCGGACCAGGGGGCAGAGUUUUCACAGCCCUUCCCUCUCUCUUCCAGCGAGCAGACGGAAUCGGCCAGCGACGGCUCCGCCGCAGGACCUGGCCGGCUGAAGAGGAAAGCUCUGACCCCGUCAGCGCCGCUGGCCCUGAUGCCACCUCCACCCUCUGGGCCGCAGGACUCCACCUGCAGGCUGCUGAUACAGGUCCAACUACAGGAGCUCAAGCAGAACGCCACAGACCUGCGCAAACAGCUCAGCGAGCUCCGGAAGAUACAGCUGCAAAGCCAACAGUCGGUCCUCUCUCUGAUGAAGAGGACAGAGACGGAGUUGAGCUUGCGAGUGUCCGAUGCACUGAGGAAGCAGGAGGACCCGCUCCAGAGACAGCGCCUCCUAGUGGAGGAGGAGAGACUCAAAUACCUCAAUGAGGAGGAGCUUAUCAUACAGCAGCUACAUGACCUGGAGAAGUCUGUGGAGGAGAUCCAGAAGGAGAGUUCGCUCAAACACAGACAUGUCAGCGUGCAGGAGCUGGAGGAGAAGACCAGUGUCUUGCGUCGACUGGGAGAAACCCUCACCGAGCUGAAGAAUCAGUUCCCUGGGCUGCAGAGUAAGAUGCGGGUGGUGUUGCGGGUGGAGGUGGAGGCGGUGAAGUUUCUGAAGGAGGAGCCCCACAGGCUGGAUGCCCUGCUGAAGAGAUGCAAAACUAUCACUGACACACUAGCCACACUGAAGAGGCAAGUGAACGAGGGCAUCAGGAAGAGCCAGGAGGACUUCUCCAACCCCUCGCCCAAACACACGCCCGGAGAAGACUACAAGAAGAGCGCCGACUUCAAAAUACCCACCAGCCCACCACUCAGCCUCAGUGAGAGCACCCUGGCCAAUUGGAGCCCUCAUUCUGGCCAUGGACACAGUCACCAUGGCAACCCCACAUCAGGGCAGCAUGGGAUGGGGUCCCUGAAAGGGCGUAUCCUGGAGGAGCUCGGGGGCCGUGGAGGGUCCGAUAAGACCUCCUCUGUGGAGGUCAGGCUGGCAGCCGAGAGAGACUGGGAGGAGAAGCGUGCCAGUCUGACCCAGUACAGCGCUCAGGACAUUAACCGUCUGCUGGAGGAGACCCAGGCCGAGCUCAUGAAGGCCAUUCCGGACCUGGACUUCGCCGCCAAGCAGAUCAAACCGGUGCAGAACCAGAACGCUAGCGACCCGUCCUCUGGCCCCGGUGCCACACCCGAACCCAAGCCCAGCAAAGUCCAGCACGGCACACACAAGGUCUCCAGUAAGGAGGGAGGAUCUCGGAGGGGCUCGGACGAGCUCACGGUGGCACGGUACCGGACAGAGAAGCCCUCCAAGUCUCCCCCUCCUCCGCCUCCGAGGCGGAGCUUCCCCUCGUCCCCCGGCCUGACCUCACGCACCGGAGAGCUGAUCACACCGGGCAAAGGCAUGAAGAAAUCAGAAUCGGAAGAAGCAGAGGCCCAGAAGCCCCACGUGAAACUGAGGAGGAGUGUGUCAGAAGCACCCAGGCCUGCAUCCACCCCACCCACCGUGGCGGGUGGGAAGACAGAAGACGGAGAGGAUGAGAAGACUGUGGCAGAGAAUGAGACUGGCGGGGGGAAGGCAAUAUCUCGUCUGAAGCAGCUCCAGCAGAGCGGCUGUGAGAAGAGCAAACUGGGCAAACACAAAGACGACUUCCUCAAGAGCCAGGGUCAACAGCAGCAGCAGUGAGAAGAGGCACGCCCCGACUAGAUCCAACCCCACCCUGACCUGACCUGACCUGACCUGACCUGCCCCAGGCUUCUCCACUACCUCUCUCUCCUAUACUCCACAUUCUGAUUCCUCUUCCCCACUCCAUGGAGCCCCCCCCACUUAUGCUUACUCCUGCCACGCCCACCAAGGCUACAUGCCCCACCCACCAAUCCCACAAGGCCCACUAUCUCAUAAAAGCCAGGCCCCAUGAAAACUUGUCCAGGACCUGGAUAAAAGAACUUAUUCCCACUCCUCUCUCUCUGUCUCUCUGUCUCUCUCUCUCUCUCUCUCUCUCUCUCUCUCUCUCUCUCUCUCUCUCUCUCUCUCUCUCUCUCUCUCUCUCUCACCCUGCCUCGCCACUAUUCCUCGGGCCUCUCUUCUCCCCUCCUCCCACAGACUCUGAUUGAGCCUCCUCUCUGUAGCAUCAGGGCUGCCAGCUUCUCAGGCCAGCUGCCCUUCGGCCUCCGUAAGCGCCCCCAGGAGGGGGCGCCAUCCUUGUUCUGCCCUCCCUGGGUCAUCUGAGCCUCUGCUCCGCCGACAGAGGACCUGCCCAUUCCUGCCCUGGCCCCGAAGCGCUUGACUAAUUGCAGCCAAUGAUUGAGACGGACAGAAGUGAAGCCCCACCCCAUCUGCCCCAGCAGCCAAUACAGAGUAAGAAGGGAAAUGGCGGUGAAAGUACAGCUGCAAAACAAUCAGCCAAUCAGGACAUCGAACUGACUUUAAACGCGGAUAAGCAUAUACACAUACACACUCAAGUGUACACACACACACACACACACACACACAUUUCCUGCAUUACAGCUCCACUUUACACCCAUUUUGAACCUCCAGAGCCCAGCCACCCAGCUGGAUUGCCAAUCCCCCAGACAAAAAGCCCACCGAUGGGCUCGGACGCCUGCCCCUCACCCUCUGCCUGGAGCUCUGCAGUGCCACCAGGUUGGGGGACCAGCAUCCACGCCAGGCCAGGGGGCCGACACCAAGCCCACACAAGCCUCAUCUGCCAGGCCUCACAGUGUGGACAUGGAGGCCUGCCGUAGGCUCUCACUGAGCGUAAUAGUUAGACUGUACAAAACUGUGUAAACUCUCUGUGGAGUCACAACGACUGAAAAAGACAGUAGCGUUAUAGCGUUGUCAAUGUGUGUUCAGAUUUCUAUCAGUAAUAUCAAUGAUUCCAAUCACCUGAUAUGAAAAAAGAACAGCAAAAACAAAAGAUGUAAUCAACCUUUUCAGUUCUGGAACCAAUUCCUUGAGUAGUAAGAGCACAACUAAAGGAAGCUGCUUGAAACUGGUGCUAUUAUCCUAGUGACAUUUUAACGGACGUAAGAAACAGAUAUGAAAUGAACGUGGGACAUGGUUUCACUUCCUUAGUCCAGCACACAGGCCCCCAGACCCCACACACAGGCCUGAUGGCUUCUCCUGUGCCUAGUUUGUCCUGUUUCCAUACUUCUUGUCACAAGGUUGCCAUGGCAACAGAUGGACUGUGGGGAGGAGAACAGGUCUCCAGGCACAGUCCGAAUAGGCAGCAUGCCAGAUUUAUGUCUAGCCUGUAGGAGAGAGUCGCUCAUCCGAUAGCCCGAAUGUCUUCUGAGGCACGUGACUGCGUGAGCGCGUUCCUCGAAAGCACAAACCUGUAGGUCUGAAGGUACAUGCAACAGCCAAAAUAACCUUCUCAGCUCUGAGACCUUCUUUUAAAAGAGUGUAGUGAGAAUGAAUCUAACUUUGGGAACGCCUCGCUCAGAAGCCGCGGGUUUCCUAAACAUGCAGGAACGUCAAUGGGUGGUACAUCCACAAAGAUGGGGAGGGGUGGUGUUGUCAAUCAGUAUAUCAGCAGGCUCAGGGGCCAAUCAGACGCGUGCCUCCUGUACGAGCGGGUCCUUUUCUUCUGAGGACGGUCAAAUUGCUCGUGCUUCAAGAUUAACAUGUGUUACUUCCUCAGCGCGCGGUAACUGCCAUUCGCGUUUAAUGGUCGAAAGCAUCCAAACCUCGUGUUGACUGACGUGCGCUUUUGUUUGUGUGCUUUUGGGUUUUGAGGGCUUUCAACUGCUUUGAUGGCUUUGUAACUUUGUUUGGGCCCGCCUGUGAUCCUACAACGGUCUGCACUGGCGUUUGCGCUAUUGCUGUGUGUUUAAAAAAAUGUAAAAAUAGUGAAACGCGACACUGCUCCCUGCAUGGCGUGUCGCGGCCUCGGGCAUUUCUACUCUCGCUAAUGCCCUUCUGUUACUGCUCUUUCGUGGCCGUUACUUUGUCGUGUCGCACUGUUGUGUUUCUAAACACACAUGGAAAGUGCGCAGACAUGGAGACGAGCUAGUGUUGUUCGGGGGUCGUGUGAAGGUACGCGCACACCUGUGCUCAAGGGAGCAUAUACAAUUAGUCCGAUGCGCUUUGUGUAUGAAUUGAUCGUUUUGAGUUUUCAUACGUCAAAUUACUACUGACCUCAUCAAAGAAAAUUCUAACCCAAAAUCGUCAAAGCAUAUUCCAUUAAAACGCAGGCCGCAGGGUUGCCAGGUACAGAGCAUGGAGACCCAGAUUUGGCAAAAACAUUCAAGAAAUGUAAGCACUGACCCCACCCCAAGACCCAAACCCAUCCCUGGAGGAAAGUGAAGGUGUUGCUAGUCUUAAUCCUUAAAGAGUUGCAGAAAGGUUACAGAAGGAUCACCAAUGUCCAGCGAUCAACCUGGACGAGACUACAUAUAAACUUCAGGCAGAAGGAUCAGAGUCUAUGUAGACAGAGAUGUUUGUGCGUUCCGGCCACAAACUAAUCCGGAAUGUCUCAUAGCAGGGACUUUGUUUAUUUUGGGUACAAAAAUAAAAGUCCAUAUGAAAUGUAAUAUCCUGAAAACACAUUACAAUUACAGUAGAUUUUGGAACACGUGGACAAGGUAUUGCAGUAUAUUCCACUUUAAUAGAAUAUGGGAGUACAACCUCUGUGAUAUUUGUGUAUGAAGUUCAUAAGGGUUGAAAACAUUGUCACUAUAAACAAAAGGUUUUCUGUUGUCAUCUUUAUGUUUUAUAUUAUGAGAUUUAUUUGUACAGUUUUUUUUUCUUUUUUGUAAUUCUUAGGAAAUAUAUAUCAUAUUAGCUAAUUAUUUAUUCAUAAGAAAAACAUUUUAUAUAUUGAGUUGAAUAUAUAUUUACCUAAAUGUACAGAACAGAUCAUAUGUAAUAUAAAGUUGGUUUGAUUUUAGAUUGUGUGAUUAGCAGUUUUGUUAAUAAGGAGUUUAUAUUAGUUCUUAGAUUUGAAAUGUUGGGUGAAUCUGAGACUUUGAGGUCUGUGUCUAGCCGACUUGCCGACAGUUUGUCUGACCAGGUGAAUCUUCAAACUGUGAGACUGUUUCUGCCCAGAUCUGUAAUGUACUCCGAGGACAACCGGUCAUUUAUGCAUUUUCUGAGAAAUUGCGUGAAGGAGUCUUAAAUUGCAUGUGUGCAUCCCCUGGUGGCAGAGAGUGGUACUGCACCAUCCUCCCGGUUUCUUUUUUCAAACGUACUAUAUCUUUAAAAUGAACAGGUAUUUACAGAUGUGGGUUGACAAAUAAUUGCUUUAGUGUUACUCUUUCUUAAUAAGUCAUUUAAAGAUCAGCAAUGAGGGAAACAAAAGCUAUUAAGAGAGCAAACUGUAAUAAAGGGAGAUUUGGUGUUAAUAUUGAAUGUUUCUGCUGCAAGAUAAUUAUGUCUGGUGUUCAAGACAUAACUGGCACACAAGUAACAGGACUGGAAGCACAUCUUUAUGAGCUGACCUAUGUAACAACAGAUUAGUGGAAGUCAAGUUUCUGUAGAUUAUUUUAACUAAACCAUAUCCCUUUUAGAAAGCUUUUAUUUAACUGAAUGGAUGAUACGGGGUCAAGGCAUCAAACAAAUAUAGACAAAAAUAGUAGAAAUCAGUAAUAUGUAAAUAUAAAGCAUCAUUCUUAUAGUUACAGAAAAAUGUUGUCUGGAAAAAAAUGUUUUAUCAAAAAAAGAUGGCGUUCUAAGGUAUAUAUAUUAAAAAAAUAGCAAUGCAUGUAUAUUCUAUAUGCAGUCGCACGGUGCCAUUGUUAAAAAAAAGUUGUCUACAUGUUUUAUCAAAAAAUGUUUUAAAAAAAACCCCUAGAGAGACUAGAGAAGGGCACAGACCUAAAAGGUUUACAACUUUAGAGUAAAGAGUAGGAAAAAUCUGAUGUUUAUUCAUCAGAUGUGUUUGUGGCACAGGCAUGUCCAGUUCUUCUGUAAUCUGUGGUGAUGUGGUUUCCAGAGUUGAUUGAGAGGUGCUGAGUGUCUAUUGCAGAGUGAUUCCACCCAUUGAACUCACCCCUGCCGCUGACCCACCAAUCGCGGUUCGACGCCUACUGACCCACCAAUCGCGGUUCGACCCCUACUGACCCACCAAUCGUGGUGCGAUCCCUACUGCCCAUAGCGUGCCCCUCCCAUCUCUAGAGUAGUGUCAUAUACGAAAAUAUAGAUCUCUAUAUAAAUAAGAUAUACAUGUACAAAUAUAGAUGCCUAUACUGAAGAAAAAACAAACUAGUUUAUCAGUGUGGAUGCCAAUGAAACUUUUGUGAGAACUGUAACCCCUCCCCCCAGCCCCUGUAAGAGGAUUCAGAGAGCUGAACUCUUUUGUAUAUAUUUGCUGUGAUUGUGUGUCUAAUAAACUCCAGCUCUCUUCUA